UUCCACUUCACACUCUUCUCAUUUCAUUUUCACCACCUUCAAACUUUCUCUCUCCUAGGGUUUCCAAUUUCUCUCCCUUCACCUUCAACAAUGGCUUCCGAAACUCCUCAAAACGGUGCUGCUUCUGAAACCGCUUCUCCCGUUGUUUCCUUCGUCGCUUUCAAGCCUCAGCUCUUCGUUGAAGCUCCGAAAGCUAACGACGCUGUUGUGUUCUACAAGAACGCUUUUGCCGCUGAAGAGGUUUCUCGUUCGCUUAACGCUAAGCGUAAGGCUGAUCAAGAGCUUCCUCUUGUUCUCUCUGCUGAACUCAAGAUCGCUGGUGCUUCCUUCCUUGUUGCUGAUGCUGUUGAUGAUUCCGCUAAACUAGUGAAGAGUGGUGGAAACGGUGUCGUUUUCUGUCUUGAAUCUGAGAACAUUGAAGCUGCGAUAGCAAAAGCAGUGAGUGCUGGAGCAGUUGCUGAAGGUGAAGUAGCUGAGUGUGAAGGCGCGUGUGGUGGUGGGCGCGUGGGAAAGGUGACUGAUCCAUACGGUUACGUUUGGCAGUUCUGCACUCCUGCGAAGAAGGCUGUUGGUGACGUGGAGGCUUGAUGACUGUCCGAUGAUGUGAAGAUGAUCUGACCGUAGAAGAUGAAUUUAAGUUUCGUUAUUAGUUUUUUAAUUAGAAUUUAAGUUGAAAUGACUAUUUUGUCCAGAAAAGACAAGUCUCAUGGUUCUUUUGGAUAUUGAUGACUGUUAUUAUCCCUAUGAGUUUAGGUUAAUUAAUAUUUUGAUAUGUUGGUGGUACUUUACUGCAUUAUGGAGGAAGUCUAUUAUCUAAUAGUUCGAUGAAUGAAUGAAUGUAUUUUCGCUGUUUA
This is a messenger RNA of Medicago truncatula (barrel medic), 854 nucleotides long. RefSeq lists its product as uncharacterized. The transcript has 2 exons. The record is from RefSeq and is a predicted model, not a curated record. The coding region runs from base 91 to 588 and encodes 165 amino acids. NCBI's taxonomy places the organism in Eukaryota, Viridiplantae, Streptophyta, Magnoliopsida, Fabales, Fabaceae.